Molecule: messenger RNA, 1011 nt
Organism: Periophthalmus magnuspinnatus
Lineage: Eukaryota; Metazoa; Chordata; Actinopteri; Gobiiformes; Gobiidae
Product: L-rhamnose-binding lectin SML-like
Exons: 11
Coding region: 1-957 (318 amino acids)
Molecular function (GO): carbohydrate binding
Source: RefSeq, a predicted model, not a curated record
AUGACUGCUGACACUUUCUGGGGAGAUGAUGGGGGUGCAGCUUGGGCUGAAUCCUCCAUCGGGGCUGCCACAGAGUGGUUCAAGACCUGUGGCAAGGCAAGCUGGGUUAAACCUGUCAAGAGCAGUGAGCUGCUGCUGUACAGAGGACCCAUCUCAGGGUCUAAAGCAGGAGGCCGGUCCCUGAGGUCAGAGUGCAGCUGCAGCAGCAGCAUCUUCAUCAUGAAGAAACUCAGCCUCUGUGUGGUCGCAGCGUCUCUGCUCUUUUACACAGGGGAGUCUGCAGAUACAACGGUGACCUGUGGGGCCCAUGUGCACCGCCUCAGCUGUGACAAUGGCGUGAUCAGUGUGGAUAAAGCGUUCUACGGCCGUGCAGACUCUGACACCUGCGCUGGCGGAAAGACCCCAGAAGAGGUCGCCAACACAGCCUGCUCCCACGCCGACGCACUCCAGGUGCUCCAGACCAGGUGCAAUGGAAAAGAGUGGUGUGAGCUGAAUGCCGGUGUGUUUGCGGCGGACCCCUGCAGUGACACAUUCAAAUACAUGAAGACGUCGUACUCCUGCGUCCCGGCCAUUCAUCGUGUUGUGUGUGAGCACUCCAUGGCCCAUCUGCAGUGUGGUAAGUCACAAGAGCAGCCCCCUGACAUCCACCAUUAUCCAAACUCCACUUUUACACCAAAAUGUUUAUGCCGAGCCCAAACAAGUGGUGGUUUCUUUUCAGAUGCUGGUCAAACCAUUAAAGUCCUGGGAGCAGACUUUGGCCGCAGAGAUCAUGUGACCUGUGCCUUCAGACGGGACCCGGCUCUGGUCCAGAAGAUCGACUGCUCCAACCCCGCCCCUGUCGUGGCCGAGAAGUGUGAUGGGAAGAACCAAUGUGAGGUGCGGGUGUCAGAGAUGGUGGUGGAGCAGAGCUGUGCAAACACAUCUCUGUAUCUGGAGUACUCCUACACCUGCAGCUAAAGACACUAUGCUGCAAAAUGAACGACCUGAACCUCAAAUAAAAGUUCAAACACA